Molecule: messenger RNA, 425 nt
Organism: Vigna umbellata (rice bean)
Lineage: Eukaryota; Viridiplantae; Streptophyta; Magnoliopsida; Fabales; Fabaceae
Source: RefSeq, a predicted model, not a curated record
GUUUAGUAUAUUAAUUCUGGAUUGGAAUGUUUGAUGAUGCAGGAAAUCUGGGAAAUUUGCCAAUAAUUAUAGUUCCUGCAGUGUGUAAACAAAGUGGCAAUCCUUUUGGAGAUAUGAAUGUUUGCACCAAAAAUGCAUUAGCGUAUGCUUCUCUAUCAAUGGCGUUAGGAUCAGUUUACAUCUGGUCUUAUGCAUACAACCUUGUUCGAUUAUAUGCACCAAAAAUUUGCAACGAAGCCAAAAUUGCAGAAAAUUCCAUGGAGAAUCCAAUGUCCAUAACAAAAACUGACCCAGAGAACCCUUCAACAUGUUCCACAGGAUUACCAUUUGUCAGUGUUGUUGGUGAUAAAUCACAAUCUCAAGAUCAUGUCAAGAACUUUGAAAUCCACUCUACAAACUCUAAUCAUGGAAAAACAGGGGAGGUA